CUCUCUUAUAUAUUCACUUCUCUCUUCUUCAUCUUAGUUUCUUUCAACUCUCUCUCACUAAACAAUCUUUAUUUAUAUUCGUUUCGUGUUCCUCUUCUCAGAUCAACCAUUAUCAGGGAGCUUGAAGACUUGAUAUUUAGUGUUUCAAUCAUCACAAUACAAAAUGUUUUUUGAUGGAUAUGGAUAUCACGGGACAUCGUUUGAGCAGACGUAUCGAUGUUACCCUGCUUCUUUUAUUGAAAAGCCCCAACUUGAAAGUGGUGACAAAAUUAUAAUGCCUCCAUCAGCCCUUGAUCGUCUAGCAUCUCUGCAUAUUGAUUAUCCGAUGUUAUUUGAACUUCGUAAUGCUGCUGCUGAGCGGGUUUCUCAUUGUGGUGUUCUGGAGUUCAUUGCUGAGGAAGGCAUGAUAUACAUGCCAUACUGGAUGAUGGAGAACAUGCUUUUACAAGAGGGGGAUGUUGUAAGAGUGAAAAAUGUGACACUUCCAAAGGGAACAUAUGUUAAGUUACAGCCUCACACAAAAGACUUCUUGGAUAUUUCCAAUCCUAAGGCUAUCUUAGAAACUACGUUGAGGAAUUUUUCCUGCUUGACUACUGGAGAUAGCAUUAUGGUGGCUUACAAUAACAAGAAAUAUUAUAUUGAUAUUGUAGAGAGCAAGCCUGCCAAUGCUAUAAGCAUCAUUGAGACCGACUGUGAAGUGGACUUUGCCCCACCCUUAGAUUACAAGGAACCUGAAAGGCCCGUUGCUCCACGUUCUGCUGGAAAGGCACCAGAAGCUGAUAAAGAAGCCCCUGCUGAAACUGAACCAAAGUUCAACCCAUUUACCGGAUCUGGGAGACGCUUGGACGGAAAGCCUUUGAAUUAUCAGCCUCCACCAGUUUCUUCUUCUGGGUCCAAGGACAAGAAUCCUGCUGCUCAAAAUGUCAAUUCACAGCCUUCCACAGCUUCUAGUUCACAAAGUAAUGCUCCUCAAACUCAGGGCAAGCUUGUGUUUGGAUCAAAUCCAAAUCGCGGUAAAGAGACUGGAAAGGCAACUGAGGCAAAAGCAAAACAAGAGCCACCCAAAGAGAAAGAAGAAGAUAAGUUUCAGCCUUUCACCGGGAAGAAGUAUUCUUUAAGGGGUUGAUUAAUAUAUUAACUUAAAACACUUUUAAACUUUUAUUACAAGUUACUUCGUUGGCCUGUGUGUGGAUCCAAGUCUAUUGCAAAACUUGUAUCUUUUUUUGUUUAUUGUAUUAUAAGCAAAAGACAGACCGGUAGAAGCCACAAAAAAUAACCCGUUUACCUUAAAUUAUUAUUACUUUGUGAAUCAACGCAUAUUCUUCUGUGGAGCAAAGGGAUGCAAUCCUUUAUUUUAAA
Molecule: messenger RNA, 1359 nt
Organism: Medicago truncatula (barrel medic)
Lineage: Eukaryota; Viridiplantae; Streptophyta; Magnoliopsida; Fabales; Fabaceae
Product: ubiquitin fusion degradation protein 1 homolog
Exons: 10
Coding region: 164-1126 (320 amino acids)
Biological process (GO): ERAD pathway; ubiquitin-dependent protein catabolic process
Cellular component (GO): VCP-NPL4-UFD1 AAA ATPase complex
Molecular function (GO): polyubiquitin modification-dependent protein binding
Source: RefSeq, a predicted model, not a curated record